Messenger RNA from Adineta steineri, 465 nucleotides. The record is from the annotation of a GenBank genome assembly. Lineage: Eukaryota; Metazoa; Rotifera; Eurotatoria; Adinetida; Adinetidae.
AUGGCAGUUCGAACUAGAUUAACUUAUAAUACAUGUAAAGUACUUACAACGGAAGAAGAAGUAAAUAAAAACUUAUCAGAACAUGAUUUAGUCUUACUUUUAUUCAAUAAAAAUAGUUCUUCGAAUGAAAAUGAUAUAGAACAAAAAUUUAAUUUAUGGAGAAUUAACUAUGAACGUACAUAUGAGCUUCUUGUUUUUAAAUGUGUCAAAUCUAAAAUUAAAAAUCCAUUAAUUACCACAUAUAACAUUAUAAACGUGCCGACAUUUAUUUUAUUUCAUAAACAACAAGAAGUUGCUCGUCUAGAAGAUGCUGAAAAUAUUCAAUCCGAUGUUAUUUCAACUUUAACUGCUGAUGAACAAUUAGAAACUAAAGAUGCAGAACAACAAUUAAAACUUUGGCUUGAUAAAAAUUGUGAAAAAUACGCAAAAAAAGAUAAUGAAAACAAUGAUCGAAAACCCAACUAA